AUGGCUCGUGGCGUUAAGAAGGAAACCCGGACCUGCUACUUUUGCAAGCAGCGAGGACAUCUUCGCGCUAAGUGCCCCGCGGCACUAGCCGUUAUAGGCCUUGUUCAUUUGUGCCGUGUAGACGGCACCCUGACUGAAUCUUUCGAGCCCCCCGCGGCCCGCUCCUACCACCAGGCCCCCGCUGGCCAGAACGUCCUGCCCCGCGCCAACGCAGGUCGCGGUGCGGCCAACAAUGUCGCCCGCCCGGGCAAUGCUAGCCCCGCUGCAGGCCAAGCUGCCCCGGGCCCCGCCAACGUCGCCCCGGGCCCCGCCCAUGCCGGCCGUAAGGCCCUGACCCGCCGCAACCUCGCAUGGUCCACGGAGGAUGGUCAUUCUUCGUCGGCCCGUCUGUGCUCUGCAUGCAGCUCGCACAUGGUCCGCUAG
Penicillium mononematosum is the source of this 423-nucleotide messenger RNA. RefSeq lists its product as uncharacterized. Gene Ontology annotation, molecular function: zinc ion binding; nucleic acid binding. The transcript has 5 exons. The record is from RefSeq and is a predicted model, not a curated record. NCBI's taxonomy places the organism in Eukaryota, Fungi, Ascomycota, Eurotiomycetes, Eurotiales, Aspergillaceae. The coding region runs from base 1 to 423 and encodes 140 amino acids.